UGUCUCUUUUGCUAGAUCUCAGUUAAAGGGAGAAGACGUCCUCACCAUGGCCCAGUUCGAGGAGGUUCUGGACGGAGUGCGGCUGGCUCUGACCUGGGCCUCCCCUGCUGAGAUCCAAGUUCUGCUGGAGGGUUUGGUUGAGGAGCGGAUCAUCUCAGACGCCUACAGCAAGACCUUGAGUCUCCAUCGACUUACUGAGGGGAUCGCACAUGUGUCUAAUCAGGGCAAACCAGCAUGGAAACCAGGAUCUGAUCACAUUCAUUCUCGAGGAUCCACCACCCACCAAGGUCUUCUUAGCCAGGUGAGGAAAUAUGAGUCAUCAAAGUCGAGAGAAUCUGCCGUCAUUGACCACAACCAGACAAGACUGGAGUCUGUAUUAUCACUGCAUGAAAAUAACAGCACAAGGUCCAGUCCGAAAAUGCAUCCAAUGUAUGAAGAUCAAGUUAAUCAUGGAAAUAAUCCUACACUAAUUCGGGAAUUGGGGAGGGGGGCAGAGAUGGACGAACACUGCCUCAACCACAUGAUCACGCCUACACCAAUGACAUGUGAUGACCAGUUCACUUUCAGAUUCAAUGAUGAAAUCUCAGAGUUGCUGAGAAGUGCAGAAUCUAUGCAGAAGCGAAUAAGUGAUAAUGACAGAAUGGUUGAAAGGAAUACGGAGGACGAGAAGGAGUGGUUAGAGCAGGUAGAGGAGGCGGCUAGGAGGAUAGCUGUCCCUCUAUGGCAGCACUGGGACAGAGGACGGAAGUUGUUAUUGCCUCUGGUUCCUUGUAUGACUAUUGGGUGUGCGACAAGUGAAAACACAGUGACCGGCUGUGAAGCACAAUGCCAUGAUUUGAAUAUGGAAGUUGAAACAGAGCUCGCAAUUUCCUGCAGAAAACUGGAUUUGUACACCAACAACUUUAAGUGUAUGGAAGCAGAUAUUACAGACACAAGCUUCACACUGGAUACGGAAGGACCAACUGACUUGCUGAAAGACCUCUGUUUCUCUGCAUUUGACAGUGUGGCGACGGCUGGAUUGAAUACCGGUCAGGUCAGUAACUGCGGAGAGGCAGCAAAUGCUUCACUUGUAGAGGCCUGCACAGCCACGGCCACAAACAACAACAUCACAGACACCUAUCUGGGGGGACAUCUCAGUGUCUGCUGGUUAGCUGAUGGGACAACAGCCACAGCAGACGACCUGAUAUGUUUGACAGGAGACGCACAAUGUCGCACAGACGCCGGAUUUAAAGACGUGACAGAUUUGCUUUCACCUUGUACUCCAAAAGACACUCAAACUGAUGCACAGGAUAGCUCAUUUUACUCAAAAAUAGAUCUUAGCAUGACAUUCGGUGUUCUAGACAACUUAGAACAUGUUUUCAGGACUGCUUACAGCACAACAAGAUGCAGCAUUGAUAGCAUAACAGACUUCCAUGAAAAUAAAGAGGAUGAGGAGAGAGAUGAGUCACACUGGGGUGCCAAGAUGCAGGAAGUAGAUCUGGACCCAUUUAUCCCUCCAGAUUUAGGAGAUCUACCAGAUGAUAUAUCUGAAUUCAUGAACGAUGAUUACCUGUUGGGUACAGAUGGGCUCUUUAGCGAUUUGUGGUUGAAUUGUGAGGAAUUCAACAUCUUCAGUGACCCUGCUGUGCCAGUAGAGCUGCCUUGCCCUGGCAACCACCAGCAGCGACAGGUGGACAGACCAACAGGCAAAGCAAAUAACAGGAGAAAACGAGAAAGCGUUCCUCGGUCACGGCGGUGCAAUGAUGAGACCACACCAUCCAGACCAAAAAGGCACAGAGCAGCAGGUAAACCACGAACGGAAGCGGUACAGGUGGAGUCAGCUGUCACUCAGAGCACAGAUGCAGGAUCAGAGCCUGCAGAGACAGCGGGCCUUACCACCACUCCACCAAAAAUCCUUCACUUCCAUCCCUCCAUUCAGUUCAUCACCAUCCCAGACGCUCCAGGAUAUCAGGUUGUUCAAGCUCUGAGGCUCUCUCCUCCAGUUAUUAGACUUCCACUCCCCAAUACAGCCACUACACCUACAUACAUAUUAGUUCCUGCUGCCUCACAAACCUGCAAUCACCAAGUACAACCACUCUCCCCGGUUGACGGUGCGGUAGUGCCAGUUCAAAUGAGUUCUUCGCCACCAGGAUCUCUGUCAGACACUGCUAGCAAAGCCAUCUCUUCUCCUUGUAACUCACCACUCUCCCCCAGUAAUGAGAUGUCCCCAUGUAAAGACUUACCUCUUCCUCAGUCUCCCACUGUCCUUGAUAUUCCACAGGUUGUGAAGGACUACAUUCAGGAAGUCAAAGCCCACAUGAGUCAAACUUGCCAGGAUAUGGAUGAGGGCCUUAACCUGACAUCUCAUUAUGUGGAUAUGCAAGUGAGCCUGAGGGAGAUUCUUCGCUCUGGAAAAAACACAAACAAAUGCCUGGACAAGGAGCUAGUCAUCAUGGGAGAUACAGAACGGCAACAAAGCUUUUUGGGGAAGAGUCAGAUAUUCGAAGGCUCAAAUGGAGAUAAAUCCAGACGCUACAUAUUGCUACUUGGUAAUGCGGGCAUGGGAAAAACCACCCUGAUCAGGAAGCUGUGUCUUGACUGGUCUAGAGACUGCAUCCCACAAUUUGACUUUGUCUUCUUAUUAGAUGGCAAAGCGCUCACUUUGACGACGCCAACGUAUAGCCUUCAGACCCUCCUGUUAAACCUCUCCUCCUUUGCCCCUUCCUGCAUGGACCCCGAGGAAGUGUACACUCAAAUCCUUGCAGCCUCUAAGCGUGUGCUCGUCAUUUUUGAUGGGUUUGACGAGUUGCGGGACUAUGAAAUUCUACUCCAGACUCAAGAAAAAGACUUGGUAACAUCAUUACAGAAAGACAGUAAAUCACAGACCUACACAGUAAGACAGUUAUACUCUGCCAUACUUCAGAGGGUCCUUCUUCCAGGAUGCACUCUCCUGCUCUCUACCCGGCCAAGAGGCACUGCCAGCCAGCUUCUGCGGCGGGCAGACAGCUUUCUGGAGUUAUGUGGCUUUACUCCCACAGAUGUAGAGACAUAUUUGUCCCAGUACUUCACUGAUCCUGCCCUCAGAACUGCUGCUUUGGACUGCAUAAAAAACUGCAGUUAUCUACAUCUCCUCUGCUGGAACCCUGGACUAUGUCGGUUGGUUUGCCUGGUUUUGGAACAGUCCAAAAGUUUGGAGGACCUACCAAGAACUUUAACCGGGCUCUGCCAUCAAGUGCUUUGUUUGAAAAUGGAAAAGGACAGUAAGAGCACACACUCACAGGCCGAAGUUCAAACACAAACAUCCCCGCAAUCUGAAGAAGAAACCCAGACACAAAUCUCAAGUAACAAUCAAACGAAAAGGUGUCACAAAAAUACUCAGACAAAGUCCAGAGCACAAAGAAGAAGAAGAAGAAGAUGGGCAAAAAAGGAGGAGAAAGAGGAAAAUGAAUGGGAUGGAGGUGAGAUGAAGAGUGUUGGAAGGGAGAUAGUUAGAACAGAGGAGAGAGAGUUGCUGUCCCAGCUGAGCUCUUUUGCCUGGGAGGGUGUUAAAGCCAACUCGUCCAUCCUUCCCACAGCUCAGACAUUAUCUGCCAAACUCAAGGCUUUCGGCCUCAGGACAAGGCUCCUCCUUUCUCACCCCCUGAGGACAAGGCAGGUUGUUUCAAGUGGUGAGUGGGAGGGAAGAGGGAGACAGGACAAAGAUGAAAUGGGAGGAAGAGAGAAGGGAGACAGGGAGGGAAACAAAGGGAGAAAGGAUGAUGAAAACUUUGACACCAGUGAUGACCACAUCGUGUCGUGGGCCAACCCUUUCCUUCAGAGUUACUUGGCAGGUGUCCAUCUGGCUUUGUCAAGGAAUGUAUCAGACCGCACCUUCCUCCAGACCCUCCCUUUCCAUUCAGGACCGAAGGGACGUCGGCGACCUCAAAGAGAGGAGCUCGAGCUCACUCAGCGAUUUGCAGUUGGCCUCCUCUUCCACAACAGAAUAGAGCUGCAGAGGCUUCACUCAUACACAGAGAAAUCCUUCAGAGAUAUCGUGGUCAGCAAGCAGGCUUUAGUAACAAAUCACCUUGAAGGUCUUUCUCACUGUGACCUGAGUCCCGCCCAGGUCCUGGAGGCAUGUCACCAUGUUUAUGAAGCAAGUUUCACGCACGGUGAUGGUAGCAGAGACAGUGGUGGCACACGACUGGUUUCUCACCUGGCAGCAAAUCUUCCAGAAGUCCUGACAUUUCAUGGAGUUCCACUCAACUUGCCGGAUGUGUUCACUAUGCAGAAAGUUCUCCAAAGGGGUGGAACUGAAGGGAGAAGUUUCUGCUUGGAUCUGGAGGAUUCUGGGAUACAGGUUUCUGGACUGAGAGCACUGGUGGGGCUCAACAACAUCAACACAUUCAGGGCUUGCAUUGCUGAUGUUAUCACCCUAUGGGAGCAGCUAGAGCAGAGUGGUGAAGAGGGGCUCCUACGAGGGGCGGUGUCCAAGUUCAAGAUCCACCCUCUGAAAGCCACACAGGUGUGUCAUGUAGAGCACCUGGCAAAUCUGGUGAACAUACAUAUGCACAAGAGGCUGUUGGAGAGUUGCAGCCAAUUAGAUUCCAUCCUGGCAGAGGGGGUACCAGCUGUCAAAGAGCUACACAAGCUGGAGUUUGAGCUUGGUCCAGAGAAAGGUCCCCUGGGUCUUCCCAAACUGUCGGAGCUACUGCCAGGUCUACAUAACCUACAGCACUUAGAUCUAGAGAACAGUAAGAUAGGGGACAAAGGAGCAGAGAAAUUGGCUGAUGCUUUAGCCUCACUCUGUUCCCUUGAGAUACUGAAUCUGUCACAGAACUGUAUAGGAGACCAUGGGGUGAAGAAACUUGCAACUACGCUGAGGGAUCUCCCCAAACUGCACUGUUUAAGUCUCUACAGUAAUCUGAUUUCUGAUGAAGGGGCAGAGAGUUUAGCAGCUGUCCUCCCACACAUGGUGUCUCUCACUGACCUGGAUGUGAAGUAUAACAAGCUGACAGAUGUUGGAGCACAGAGCCUUGGAACCAGUCUGAGAAACUGUCAAAGGAUAAAGACUUUAAGGAUGUGGAACCAGUGUAUUCCAUAUGGAGUGUUUGAACGUCUUCAGCAGCAGGACAGCCGGAUCCUUUGGCAUUAGAACCAUAUGAAACCUCUUUACUACAAGCCUGUGACCUUUUUAUCAUGCAUCUUGGGCAUGUAGUUUACACUACACAUUACAUUUUGUAAAGCAUGAAUGCUUAAGAGACAAUAGCAGGAACAAAGCGAGAGCAUGAGAGUGAGAGAGAGAGUGAGUGUACCAAAACAAGCCAAACUGGAGAGUUAUUUGCUGCUUUAUUCAAAAGAUUAUCCUGUUAGAGUGUUUCUUAAACUCCAUUCAGUGCCAGAAGGAAAUAAUGAAUCGUUCAGCGUCACACAGUACUGCGUGUGUGUAUGAGAGUGUGGUAAUGCUACAACAAUUUAAAGAAGCACAUUUGCACUAUGAUGUUGGCUAAUUUUUUAUGUAACACAUUAUAGAUUUUUUUCCCUGCCUGAUGUCAUUACCUAAAGGGUAUACUGUGCCAUACUUUUUUGUGUUUGUGUUUUUGUGGAAAUAACAGUAUUUUUGUUCACACUCUUUCUGUGGCGGUAAAUUAUAAAUAUUUUAACAAUCAUCUGACACUAUUAUA
Xiphias gladius (swordfish) is the source of this 5642-nucleotide messenger RNA. It is a transcript of the gene ciita, whose product is annotated as class II, major histocompatibility complex, transactivator. Lineage: Eukaryota; Metazoa; Chordata; Actinopteri; Istiophoriformes; Xiphiidae. Bases 47 to 5113 code for a protein of 1688 amino acids. Gene Ontology annotation, molecular function: protein binding. The record is from RefSeq and is a predicted model, not a curated record. Gene Ontology annotation, biological process: positive regulation of MHC class I biosynthetic process; positive regulation of transcription by RNA polymerase II; inflammatory response. The transcript is spliced from 22 exons.